AUCCAAACAGCUCUGAACAAAACCAAAUUACAUUCUUCAUUUUCCAUUCAAUCAUUUCUUUCAUCAACUUCUUAACCCAUGAAUUAACUGUAAUGUUUUUAUCCUUUUUGUGUUUCUGGAUUUGUGGAGAUCGAUCGUGGCAUACUCCAUUGAUGUGUUAGCUGAUAGUAAUAAUCAUCAAGACCAUGGGAGAGUUCGAGGAGCAGGAUCAGCUGAGUCAAUUACGCGACAUUUUUGAUCGCUUCGACAUGGAUUCCGAUGGAAGCCUUACGAUUUUGGAACUCGCGGCAUUGUUGAGAUCUAUCGGAAUCAAGCCUUCCGGCGACCAAAUCCAUGUCCUCCUUGCUAAUAUGGACUCUAACGGCAAUGGCGCCGUUGAGUUCGACGAGCUUGUUACCGCAAUUUUGCCGGAUAUGAACGAGGAGGUGCUGAUUAAACAGGAGCAGCUCAUGGAGGUGUUUCGAUCCUUCGAUCGUGACAGUAAUGGAUAUAUCAGCGCGGCGGAGUUGGCUGGCGCGAUGGCGAAGAUGGGACAGCCAUUGACGUAUAAAGAGCUGAGAGAAAUGAUUACGGAGGCUGACACGGAUGGUGAUGGUGUGAUUAGCUUCAAUGAAUUCGCUUCUGUAAUGGCGAAAUCCGCAUACGAGUUCUUUGGCUUUCACUUCUCGUGAUCGGAAGAUUCUCUUUACGGAAUAUCUACGGAAGUCCUUUGAUGGAUCAAACCAGAGGUUGAUUCUCUCCUUCCUACCUCCAAAA
Molecule: messenger RNA, 756 nt
Organism: Carica papaya (papaya)
Lineage: Eukaryota; Viridiplantae; Streptophyta; Magnoliopsida; Brassicales; Caricaceae
Product: EF hand calcium-binding protein family
Cellular component (GO): myosin II complex
Molecular function (GO): calcium ion binding
Source: RefSeq, a predicted model, not a curated record